GUUUCUUAUUGUAAAAAAUAUAGACUAAUAAGUAAAGAUGAGUGAUAUAAACGGUUAUACUGAUUUUCUAAGUCAAAUCAAGAAUGCUGGUGAAAAGUUGGUACUAGUCAACUUCAUGACUUCGUGGUGUGCUCCAUGUCACAAGAUUGCACCUGAAAUUAAACAACUGGCUCAGGAGAAUUCAAAUAAUCUGAUUGUAAUUAAUGUCGACGCUGAGCAACACCAGGAUAUAGCCUCGGAAUAUAAUGUGACUUGCUUUCCGACAUUUACCUUCAUUAAAGACAAGGAGGCAGUAAAACAAUUUCAUGGCGCAGAUGCCAAUCAAUUGUCCCAGUGUAUAUCAGAAUUACUUCCUGACAAUUUAUAAAAAUCUUUAGACUUAAAACUUUUAACGUUAUAACCGCAAAACUAUAUUUUACCUACUAUUUGACAAAAUAUACUUUCUU
Teleopsis dalmanni is the source of this 446-nucleotide messenger RNA. RefSeq names its product thioredoxin-2-like. Gene Ontology annotation, molecular function: protein-disulfide reductase activity. The transcript is spliced from 3 exons. Lineage: Eukaryota; Metazoa; Arthropoda; Insecta; Diptera; Diopsidae. The record is from RefSeq and is a predicted model, not a curated record. The coding region runs from base 38 to 367 and encodes 109 amino acids.